AUGUUCCAGCUGAGCUCCUUGGUCCUCUAUGACCAUUGAUUCUUCGCUUCCAAAAGUCCACAACAACAACCAAACAGCCCAGCUAAAAUAUCAGUAUUCUUAAAUAGAAUUCAUUUAUAAAAAAAAGAAAAUGAAAAGGAGAAAUCCUACCACCUAUAAAAGUCAAGCCUGGGAGAGAUAGAGUGAAAACAGAGGAAGUUAGAAACGGAGAAGGAAAAAAAAAUGGAGAAGUUUCAGAUCUGGUUGACCUUUGGAACCUUGGCCUUGUUAUUGGCAUCAGCGUUGGCCGACGACGUUGUUGUACUAACCGAAGAAAACUUCGACAAGGAAGUUGGUCAAGACAGUGGAGCUCUCGUCGAGUUCUAUGCUCCUUGGUGUGGUCACUGUAAGAAGUUAGCUCCCGAGUAUGAGAAGCUUGGGGCAAGUUUUAAGAAGGCUAAAUCCGUCUUGAUUGGAAAGGUGGACUGUGAUGAGCAUAAGAGUUUAUGCAGCAAAUAUGGUGUUCAGGGCUACCCAACUGUUCAGUGGUUUCCCAAAGGCUCUUUGGAACCUAAAAAGUAUGAAGGACCACGAACUGCAGAGUCCCUUGCUGAGUUUGUCAACAGUGAAGGAGGGACCAAUGUGAAGAUAGCCACAUUGCCAUCCAAUGUUGCAGUGUUAAAUGCUGAUAAUUUUGAUGAGGUUGUCCUUGAUGAGACCAAAGAUGUGUUGGUUGAGUUUUAUGCACCUUGGUGUGGCCAUUGCAAAAACCUUGCUCCUACCUAUGAAAAGGUAGCGACAGCAUUCAAAAUGGAAGAGGAUGUAGUGAUAGCUAAUCUAGAUGCUGACAAACAUAAGGAUUUAGCUGAAAAGUAUGGGGUAAGUGGGUAUCCAACAUUGAAAUUCUUUCCAAAGGGCAACAAAGCUGGGGAAGACUAUGAUGGUGGCAGGGAUCUAGCUGAUUUUGUUACUUUCAUCAAUGAGAAGUGUGGCACCAGUCGUGAUGCAAAAGGGCAGCUGACUUCAAAGGCGGGUAUUUUGUCAAGUUUGGAUGCGUUGGUGAAGGAGUUUGUGGCUGCUGGCAAUGAUGAGAAAAAAGCAAUCAUCUCUAAGAUUGAAGAGGAAGUUGAGAAGCUUAAGGGUUCCACUGAGAGGUAUGGAAAGAUAUACUUGAAAGCUGCUAAAAGCUGUAUGGAGAAAGGUGCUGAUUAUCCCAAGAAGGAAAUUGAGCGGCUGCAGCGCAUUGUAGACAAGUCAAUAAGCCCAGCAAAAGCUGAUGAAUUCACGGUCAAGAAGAAUAUCUUAUCAACAUUUGCAUGAACUUGUUAGAUCAGUGCAUUUUACUUGUCUAUUUUAGGGCACUGGUGGGGUCAAUUUUCAACUUCAUCCAGGUUUUUGAGUAUUGGUUUUCCUCCCAGUGCUGGGAUCUAGUGUUUCAUCUAAUUUUAAUCUCUGAAGGGAUCUUUCAGCACAGCAAUGGCUAAGCCUUGACAUGAAUUAAGCACAUGCGUGCAGUAGUAGCAGUAGUCGAGAACUUUUUUGUGAGAACUACAACUAGCUAGUGCGGUGAUUUAAUCCGUCAUUUCUUCGAAUUUGUGCCUUUUUUUUUUUCCAGUGACAGAUAGAUUUACUUCUUAAAU
This is a messenger RNA of Durio zibethinus, 1619 nucleotides long. Its product is annotated as protein disulfide-isomerase like 2-1-like. Gene Ontology annotation, biological process: protein folding. Gene Ontology annotation, cellular component: endoplasmic reticulum. Gene Ontology annotation, molecular function: protein disulfide isomerase activity. The record is from RefSeq and is a predicted model, not a curated record. Lineage: Eukaryota; Viridiplantae; Streptophyta; Magnoliopsida; Malvales; Malvaceae.